This is a messenger RNA of Durio zibethinus, 2400 nucleotides long. RefSeq lists its product as uncharacterized. Lineage: Eukaryota; Viridiplantae; Streptophyta; Magnoliopsida; Malvales; Malvaceae. The record is from RefSeq and is a predicted model, not a curated record.
GAGAAAAUCAACCAAAUUACUUUUUGCCUUUUCCAUAUCCAUUUUCCCGCGAGAAGGAAAAAAAAGAAAAAAGGCUAAAGCAGACGGACCCCAAGCCAAGUAAAAAUCACCAAACUCACUACUAUAAUAAAAGAAUGAAGUUCCUAAAGAGACAGAAAAGGUGAAACGUUAAACCAGCUUUGCUGUAGAGCCUACUUCGGGACUUACAUAGUUUUAGUCCAACCAAAAACGUAGAUGUUUCCCAAGCUCUUCACUAUCUACGACGUUCAUUUCGAGCUACCUUCGUUCUUUUAAAAAAAAACCAUCCAAAGAUCUCUUGAAACAGCUGCUGAAGGCAAAUUUGUACGAUGGAUCCAUGCCCAUUUGUUCGUUUGAUCGUCGAAUCAUUAGCUCUGAAACCCCCGCAAGCUACCAAACCAGCCGGUUCUGGCGUUUACCCAACAACGACGCCGUGCUUUUGCAAGCUCAGACUCAAAAACUUCCCGUCUCAAACAGCUUUGUUGCCUCUCAGCAACAGCUCCGGUGACUCGCCUCCUGAAUCCUCCACCUACACUUCUGGAUUCCACCUCGAUGCUCUAACUGUCCGGCGUCUCUCUGGUAAGCCCGUGACGCUACGUAUCGAAGUCUACACCGGACUCAUGGGCCGCACGUGCGGCGUCAGAUGUGGGAAGCUGGUGGGUCGGGUUCAGGUCACUGUGAACUUGGGUGUGUCACAAACCAGGCCUUCAGUGUUCCAAAAUGGGUGGAUGAAACUGGGCAACGAACCGGAUAAGUCAACCGCUAAGCUUCACUUAACGGUCAGGGCUGAACCUGAUCCCCGGUUUGUUUUCCAAUUCGGUGGAGAACCGGAAUGUAGCCCUGUCGUUUUUCAAAUUCAAGGCAACAUUAGACAACCCGUGUUCAGUUGCAAGUUUAGCGCCGAUCGCUCAAGAUCUCGAUCCCUCCCACCAGAUUUUACCAACAAGAAUAGAGGAUGGGUGAGAACAUUAUCAGGAGAAAAGGAAAGGCAAGGAAGAGAGAGGAAGGGAUGGAUGAUAAUGAUAUAUGAUCUAUCUGGCUCUCCUGUUGCAGCUGCCUCAAUGAUCACUCCAUUUGUACCCUCCCCUGGUUCAGACCGUGUUUCUAGAUCAAACCCUGGUGCAUGGCUAAUACUCCGCCCCAACGGCUUCUCUGUCAGCAGCUGGAAACCAUGGGGUCGUCUAGAGGCAUGGCGAGAACGGGGUCCUGUUGAUGGCUUAGGCUACAAGUUUGAACUUGUCACUGAGAAUGGCCCUAAUAAUGGUAUCCCUAUUGCUGAAGGUACAAUGAGUGUCAAAAAGGGUGGCCAAUUUUGUAUAGAUAGGAGAGUACCAAGAGAUGCUGCAUUCAGUUUAAGGUCACCUGUUAAAGGAUUUGCUAUGGGUUCGACCGUUGAAGGUGAAGGAAAGGUUAGCAAGCCUGUCGUACAAGUUGGGAUGCAGCAUGUGACAUGUAUGGCUGAUGCUGCACUGUUUAUUGCACUUUCAGCUGCCAUCGAUCUUAGCAUGGAUGCUUGCAGACUUUUCUCACGUAAACUGAGGAAGGAGCUUUGCCAUGAUGAACAGGAUUCUUCUUAACUUUAUUAAAACCCUAAUUCACUGCAAAUUUCCCUUCUGCUGCCAUGAUAACCAGUUAUUUAAGCUUUUCGUCAGUUAAAGCACUGUUGGUUUGAGCAGAGAGUUGAACAAUGCAUCUUUCUUCUCUUCUUUCCAUCCUUAAUUAUUUGGUUUUCCCCCCAUAUCAUUUUCAGCAUUUCUUCAGCGUGGGGGUGAGGCUGCUGAUCUGGUUUGGGAGAGGCUCUUCUUCGGUUGACAACAUCGUAUUUAUAAUUCACAGUUUUUGAUAGUUUUUAUUCUGCUUUUAGGUUGUGUUUUUAUCAAACACAAUAUACAGGGGAACGCUUCUUUUUUUUUUUUUUUUGUUGGGUUCAUACCUUACAGACUGAAAUUGUAUAGACAAAAGAAUUCAAUUGUUUCAUUGUUUUGUUCAUAGUUACAUUUUCAUUCUUUAAUUUCAUCAGCAAAUACAAGGAAUGUUUUACAACACAGUGAAAUUCACAUGAAAACUAAACAGAACAGAGAUAGUUUGCAAAGUUUGGCCAUCAAAUUCCUGUCCUAGUACUGGGUAGACAAAUCUUACCGAACAGAGUACAGAGAUUAUCUUAUCAGAUGCCCAACUUAUAAACCAGAUGAAUUAACCAGCAAACUUCAAAGGCCAGCUUGCUUUCAACAUGGUUCCAAUCAAAUUGGACUUCCUCAGGUCAUUCCCUGUUCAGCCCAGUUAUUACUGUUCCAGUAAGAAUUUAAUUGGAGAUGUUAAUUUUAUUCGUAUCCUAUAGAAAAUUUGAUUUUUUAGUCGAGAAUAAAGAUGGAUGUUACAUUA